Molecule: messenger RNA, 1898 nt
Organism: Rosa chinensis
Lineage: Eukaryota; Viridiplantae; Streptophyta; Magnoliopsida; Rosales; Rosaceae
Product: AUGMIN subunit 4
Exons: 14
Coding region: 492-1733 (413 amino acids)
Biological process (GO): spindle assembly
Cellular component (GO): HAUS complex
Molecular function (GO): microtubule minus-end binding
Source: RefSeq, a predicted model, not a curated record
AUUAAGAAAAACAUGGUCCAAAUUGCUUUCACCAGGGGCGGCAGCUCUCGCGCUCAACUAGAAGGCGGAUUUCAAUGCCCUUUUUGUUUCAGGCGGCCGGUGACGGAGCUUCUCAGGCGACUACUCUGCUGUAGCUGGCAGACUAAAGCAAGCUUAAAUAUUCCGCGUAUUGGAUCACGGAUAUUUGGGGCGAGAACUUCAGGAGCUAAAAGCCUAAAAGUGAUAGUCAUCCUCAAGAUUGAGCCAAAAAAAAAACGACAUGGGGCUUUAAGUAAACGACAUCGUUCCCAUUCCCACGAGGGCCUUUUGGUAAACCAACACAUAGGUUCCCUGGAAUUUUGGAACCGUGGUAGUCCAUUUGAAUUCCUGCAAGGGCAUUGUGGCAUCCAUAUUGUUAGGAAAGCAAGAAGAAGAACGAACACGGAAUUCAACGGAGACGACACCGUUUCGGAUCGAUAGGGGACGACGCAGAAGAAGAAGAAGAUCAGGAAAUGUUGAAGAGACUGCAAUUACAAGAACAAUGCCAGCUACAGGAUUUGAGCCAAGUCAUUGAUCAUCUGGGGCGCCACUGCUUCGCUCCCGAUGAUUCUCUCGUCUCCAAAUCCGCAUACUACGACCUCCAACUCGCUAGGGAGGAAAUGUGCAGGGAAAGACUGCGUUACUUGGAAGCCAUGGCAAUUUAUAGUGAGGCAAUUGCAAUGGUGGAAGAUUAUCACCAAGGCUGGGGGAACCCUCCUCAGCUGUUUGAGACGUUGGAGCAUCUUAUGAUCACUGCAGAAGCCGCUCAAAGGUUGAGGCUUCCUCUGCUCUCUAAAGACGGUGAUAUUCAUGAGGAAGAAAUUGAAAGAUGCAGCAUAGUGUCACAAAGUUCCCUCGAUAGUACUUGUACCAGUUUCACAGUCGGGUCAAGUUCUAACUCUCCAAAUUAUAGUGGUGCAAAUAGCACAGUUAGUGCAGCAAACAACAAUCUUUGUCUCAGUGCUACUUCAGUAGAGGAACCUGGACUUGGAGGCGUUCCCAAUCGCUUUCUUGGAAUUACACCUGCAUAUUUAUGGAAAACACAGCUUCAACAAAUCCCUUUCGACAUGGAUCUGGCAGAAUACCAGCUGUGUCUUUCCGAUGAGAUUGAGGCUCGUUUACAAGCUAAAUGUGAUAAGUUAGCCCACCCCUUUGUAAUGGAAGACAUAGACUGGUUGUCAUCCGGACAGGAAAAUACAAGUGAUCAGUUACCAGAAAGGGUAAAGUCAAUAACUGAGGAGCUGGAAAGGGAGGAAGCAGCUCUGAAGGAAGAUCUGUAUUCAGCAGAAAGAAGAUUUACUGAAUACUACAAUGUUUUAGAGCAGAUAUUGGGAGUUCUUAUCAAGCUGGUCAGAAAUUUGAAGUUGCAACAUCAACACAAAUAUGAUGAACUGCAAAAGAUAUUCUUGUGCAAAAGGUGUGAGACCAUAGAUGCAAAAUUGAGGAGCCUGGAGUACGGUCUCCUUCGGGACACUUAUUCCAAGGAUUCAGUACCUGCCCUGCAUAAAAUAAGGAAAUAUCUUCUUGAAGCUACAAAAGAAGCUUCAAUCACACAUGAUAAAGCAGUUACUCGCCUUCAUGAGUAUCAGAGUGUUGAUGCUCACUUCAAUAAAAUUGCAGAGCAGUACCGUGAUAUUUUAAAGAAGUUGGAAAAUAUGCAAUGGACGAUCCAGCAAGUAGAAAUGGACCUGAAACGCGUCCCAGAACUACCCUAAUGCAUAGAAUUUGUUUCUUUUCCUGCAGUUCGCUGUGUUCCCUUUGGUUGUGACGCUUAGGGGCGCCCAUCAGUUUGAAAGUAAUGCAUUAACAAGCGUACCCAAUUCAAUUGUAAAUGAAUGUCAAUUUCUCUCUCUUAUCCGUUUAAAAUUUCUGCUCAUAGA